AUGAAUUCGAAUAUAAUGGGUGAACGAGGCUGCCACCACAUGAUGGCAGCCCUCACGGAGUACAGCUACGCUCAAGUCACCAAGAACGUCUACCUUUAUCCUCUAGAGCUCGCUAAUGUCUCUGCUCUCGGCUCCUACACCCUCGAUAACUUCAUAAAUCUCCUCACACAUAAGGAUAAACCCAUCAAUUACGUGAAGACGACGAUGAAGGGGACCGAGUGGACUCUCUUAAGGAACCUCUUCACGUCUGGCUACCAAGCUUACAAACACGUCAAGCAGAUACGCCUGUUGCUCCACCUACCCAUGGCGACGGACGAAUACCUCACAUAUCUGGACGAUGCCUACCGCCUCCUGCUGGGACUGGAGUACUAUGGCUACCACCUGCUGUACUCGAGGCCCAUCCCAGGCACCACCUAUGUACACUACAACCUGGAUCGAGUCGUAGCUACCAAAUACGAGACUGUGUGGAUCAGACAUUAACGACGAUGGGGGUCUCAGAGUCAUAUGGUUAAGGAUAGUUACCCCUGACAAUGCUCUGGUUUUCUGUAAGAGGAAUAAAACCGUCUGGCGGGUUAAAACAAAUCCGAUAUUUUGUCUUCAGGAUAAAGAUUAGUUUUAAAUGGUGUUAAAUAUGUUCAAGGACUGUCGUGAGCAGAAAUGUGUUCUUAUUGCCAACAGAGAAAAUUUUAAAGUACAAAACGUGAAGAUUCUCGCUCCAGGACCACAACCUUCCGAGUGGCCUUCCUCCUCCUCUUCGGUCUCACCUCCCUCCUCCGCCGCCGCUCGCCGACCCUCUGUGUGCGUAUGUGUGUGUGUGUGUGUGUGUGUGUUCCUCGGUGUUCUGUUGUAACAAAAUGUUUAACGAGUGGUGCAUUUAACACGUACUGAUAGAAAAUAGAAAAAAAUAAAUAAAUUAUAUAUCUCUAUAUAUUAUAGGUGAUAUAAAAUGGUGUCACAGAGUAUACUGUCACCCUUAUGGUGCCACUAAGUGCACUGUCACCCUUAUGGUGUCACUGAGUAAUGUUUACACCAUCACCGAGAGCCAACACUAUAUUAAUAAUCACAUAAAUUUCUGGUAAUUUAUAUACAAACUUGUAGUAACUUAUUUCAGCAUUAAAUAAAAAAGUGGU
Molecule: messenger RNA, 1130 nt
Organism: Homarus americanus (American lobster)
Lineage: Eukaryota; Metazoa; Arthropoda; Malacostraca; Decapoda; Nephropidae
Exons: 4
Coding region: 1-480 (159 amino acids)
Source: RefSeq, a predicted model, not a curated record